Messenger RNA from Caenorhabditis elegans, 464 nucleotides. RefSeq names its product Saposin B-type domain-containing protein (gene F07G6.10). The transcript is spliced from 2 exons. NCBI's taxonomy places the organism in Eukaryota, Metazoa, Nematoda, Chromadorea, Rhabditida, Rhabditidae. The record is from RefSeq and is marked reviewed. The coding region runs from base 18 to 338 and encodes 106 amino acids.
CUCGUUAGAAAAAAAAAAUGAAAUUCGUCAUCCUUCUUCUUCUUCUCCUGCCUUUUGUAAACUCUUCCCGUCCAGAUUCGGCAAACGACUACAUGAAAUGUGAAUACUGCUUGAAAAUUGUUCCGAUAUGUAGAGCUUCUGGAGAUUUCAAAAGUGCCGAGCACGCGUAUUAUGAGAAAAUCAGACCGACCUAUAUGAUUUACAAACAUGCAAUUAAAGUCAGCGGUGACAUAAGUGUCGUUAUGAGAGCUGUGGAUCAUUUGGCCGAGUUUCCCGAGAAACUUCACGCAAGCAACAAAGAGGAUCCUAGAUCAGUGUGUAGAACUAUGUGUUUAUGAUCAACUUAUUAGUUAAACUUGGAUCAUAGAAAUAAUUUGUAUAUUGCACCCAACUUAUUAUAUUUUUGUUAACCAUACUGUGAACACAAAAUCAAUAAAUACAAAAUAAAAUGAAGGAAAUAUUGG